CUGGGCAUGUUCGGAUGUUGAAUGGUUUUGCCGAUAAGCAACAGCCUCCCGGAACCAAAGACUUAAAAUAGUCGUCUCCCCCCUCCUCCCCGCAGGAGCUGCAAAUGGUAUCUGCCAAACAGAUGACAAAGUACCUUGGACUGAAUCACACACAGACAGCAUUUUGAGCAGAACGCACGGCCCAACUCUUGUAAUGACUGUUUGCAGCUGGCCAGGGCUGACCAGGAGAGGGCAAACCUAAGAGGAAAUAAGUUUCCCGAACCUCGGAGAAAUGGCUGUGUGCUAAUUAAAGGCUGGGACGGGUACUUCUCUGAUAUGCUCCAAGUUGUUCUUGAGGUCACAGUUCACAGCACGCUUCCUCUGGAGGGAGUGAGUAGAUAAUUGGGAUCUUUUUUUCUUUUUUCCCCCCUCCCCGUUUUGGCCUUAUGGCCUUGAACCCGCAGUGAAUUGAAGAGAGAAAGAAAUGGAUAUGUCUGACCCCAAUUUUUGGACUGUGCUCUCAAACUUUACUUUGCCCCAUUUGAGGAGUGGGAACAGGCUUCGGCGGACACAAAGUUGCCGAACAAGCAACCGAAAGAGCUUGAUAGGCAAUGGGCAGUCACCAGCAUUGCCUCGACCACACUCGCCUCUCUCUGCUCAUGCAGGAAAUAGCCCUCAAGAUAGUCCAAGAAAUUUCUCCCCCAGUGCCUCAGCCCAUUUUUCAUUUGCACGGAGGACUGAUGGACGCCGCUGGUCCCUGGCUUCUCUCCCCUCCUCUGGCUAUGGGACAAACACACCCAGCUCCACGGUUUCUUCAUCCUGUUCCUCCCAGGAGAAAUUGCAUCAGUUACCAUACCAACCAACACCAGAUGAAUUACACUUCUUAUCGAAACAUUUUUGCACCACCGAGAGCAUCGCCACGGAGAACAGAUGCAGGAACACGCCCAUGCGCCCCCGUUCCCGAAGUCUGAGCCCUGGACGUUCUCCCGCCUGCUGUGACCAUGAAAUAAUUAUGAUGAACCAUGUCUACAAAGAAAGGUUCCCAAAGGCCACGGCUCAGAUGGAAGAACGUCUGAAGGAAAUUAUCACCAGCUACUCGCCUGACCAUGUCCUCCCCCUCGCGGAUGGAGUGCUUAGUUUCACUCACCAUCAGAUUAUUGAACUGGCUCGAGAUUGCUUGGAUAAAUCCCACCAGGGGCUCAUCACCUCACGAUACUUCCUUGAAUUACAGCACAAAUUAGAUAAGUUGCUACACGAGGCUCAUGAUCGUUCAGAAAGUGGAGAAUUGGCAUUUAUUAAACAACUGGUUCGAAAGAUCCUAAUUGUUAUUGCUCGCCCUGCUCGGUUAUUAGAGUGCCUGGAAUUUGAUCCUGAAGAAUUUUACUACCUACUGGAAGCAGCAGAAGGCCAUGCAAAAGAAGGGCAGGGCAUUAAGACUGACAUUCCCAGGUACAUCAUCAGCCAGCUGGGGCUCAAUAAGGAUCCUUUGGAAGAAAUGGCUCAGUUGGGAAACUAUGAUAGUGGGACAGCAGAAACACCAGAAACAGAUGAAUCAGUGAGUAGCUCUAAUACUUCCCUGAAGCUUCGAAGGAAACCUCGGGAAAGUGAUUUUGAAACAAUUAAAUUGAUUAGUAAUGGAGCCUAUGGGGCGGUCUACUUUGUUCGGCAUAAGGAAUCCCGGCAGAGGUUUGCCAUGAAGAAGAUUAAUAAACAGAACCUCAUCCUCCGAAACCAGAUCCAGCAGGCCUUUGUGGAACGGGAUAUCCUGACUUUUGCAGAAAACCCUUUUGUUGUCAGCAUGUAUUGCUCCUUUGAAACAAGGCGCCACUUGUGCAUGGUCAUGGAAUAUGUGGAAGGGGGCGACUGUGCUACCUUAAUGAAAAACAUGGGUCCUCUCCCUGUUGAUAUGGCCAGGAUGUACUUUGCUGAGACAGUCCUGGCCUUGGAGUAUCUGCAUAAUUAUGGAAUUGUACACAGGGAUUUGAAACCAGACAAUCUGUUGGUCACCUCCAUGGGGCACAUAAAGCUGACAGAUUUUGGAUUAUCCAAGGUGGGACUAAUGAGCAUGACUACCAAUCUUUAUGAAGGUCAUAUUGAGAAGGACGCUCGAGAGUUCCUGGACAAACAGGUUUGUGGCACACCUGAAUACAUCGCACCAGAAGUGAUUCUGAGGCAGGGCUACGGGAAGCCGGUGGACUGGUGGGCCAUGGGGAUUAUCCUCUAUGAAUUUCUGGUUGGAUGUGUGCCAUUCUUUGGGGACACUCCAGAAGAGCUAUUUGGACAAGUCAUCAGUGAUGAAAUCAACUGGCCUGAGAAGGAUGAGGCGCCACCACCCGAUGCCCAGGAUCUGAUUACCUUGCUUCUCAGGCAGAAUCCCCUGGAGAGACUGGGAACAGGUGGUGCAUAUGAAGUCAAACAGCAUCGAUUCUUCCGCUCUUUAGACUGGAACAGUUUGCUGAGACAGAAGGCAGAAUUUAUUCCCCAACUGGAAUCCGAAGAUGACACAAGUUAUUUUGAUACUCGGUCAGAGAAGUAUCAUCACAUGGAGACUGAGGAAGAAGAUGACACGAAUGAUGAAGACUUUAAUGUGGAAAUACGGCAGUUUUCCUCAUGUUCACAUAGGUUUUCAAAAGUUUUCAGCAGUAUAGAUCGAGUAACUCAGAAUUCAGGAGAAGAGAAGGAAGACCCUGGGGACAAAACCAAAAGCACAACUUUGCCAUCCACAGAAACAUUAAGCUGGAGUUCGGAAUUUUCUGAAAUGCAACAGUUGUCCACAUCCAACUCUUCAGAUACAGAAAGCAACAGACGUAAACUCAGUUCUGGCCUGCUUCCCAAACUGGCUAUCUCAACAGAGCCAGGACAAGACGCUGCUACUCCCUGCCCCGGAGACCCCCGUGAGGAGCCAGAAAAGCCAGCCCUUCCUCCGGCAGAGUGUGUUCAGGAGGAGCCCGAGGUCACCACCCCGGCCAGCACCAUCAGCAGCUCCACUCUGUCAGUUGGCAGUUUUUCAGAGCACUUGGAUCAGAUAAAUGGACGAAGCGAGUGUGUGGACAAUACAGAUAAUUCCUCAAAGCCAUCCAGUGAACCCGCCUCUCACAUGGCUCGGCAGCGGUUAGAAAGCACAGAAAAAAAGAAAAUCUCGGGGAAAGUCACAAAAUCCCUUUCUGCCAGUGCUCUGUCCCUCAUGAUCCCAGGAGAUAUGUUUGCUGUGUCUCCACUGGGAAGCCCAAUGUCUCCCCAUUCCCUGUCCUCGGACCCUUCUUCUUCACGGGAUUCCUCUCCCAGCCGAGAUUCUUCAGGGGCUUCUGCCAGUCCCCAUCAGCCCAUUGUGAUCCACAGUUCAGGAAAGAACUAUGGCUUCACCAUCCGUGCUAUCCGGGUGUACGUGGGAGACAGUGACAUCUACACAGUGCACCAUAUCGUUUGGAAUGUAGAAGAAGGAAGUCCAGCAUGCCACGCGGGACUGAAGGCUGGGGACCUGAUCACACACGUCAAUGGAGAACCGGUGCAUGGGCUUGUCCACACAGAAGUGAUAGAGCUCUUGCUAAAGAGCGGAAAUAAGGUGUCAAUCACUACUACCCCAUUUGAAAACACGUCAAUCAAAACGGGACCAGCCAGGAGAAACAGCUAUAAGAGCCGGAUGGUGAGGCGGAGCAAGAAGUCUAAGAAGAAAGAGAGCCUGGAAAGGAGGAGAUCCCUUUUCAAAAAACUAGCCAAGCAGCCUUCUCCUUUACUCCACACCAGCCGAAGUUUCUCCUGUCUGAAUCGAUCCCUGUCAUCAGGGGAGAGCCUCCCGGGGUCCCCCACUCACAGCUUGUCUCCCCGAUCCCCUACGCCCAGCUAUCGCUCCACCCCCGACUUCCCAUCUGGUACCAACUCCUCCCAGAGCAGCUCCCCAAGUUCCAGUGCCCCCAAUUCCCCAGCAGGGUCAGGACACAUCCGGCCCAGCACUCUCCAUGGUCUGGCCCCCAAGCUCAGUGGGCAGCGAUACCGGUCCGGAAGGCGUAAGUCAGCUGGCAACAUCCCGCUCUCCCCCCUGGCCCGGACACCCUCUCCAACUCCACAGCCCACCUCCCCGCAGCGGUCACCGUCACCUCUGCUGGGACACUCACUGGGCAAUUCCAAGAUCGCUCAAGCCUUUCCUAGCAAGAUGCACUCCCCUCCCACCAUCGUCAGACAUAUCGUGAGGCCCAAGAGCGCAGAGCCCCCACGGUCCCCGCUGCUCAAGCGCGUGCAGUCGGAGGAGAAGCUCUCUCCCGCCUAUGGCAGCGACAAGAAGCACCUGUGUUCCCGCAAGCACAGCCUGGAGGUGACCCAGGAGGAGGUGCAGCGGGAGCCAUCCCAGCGGGAAGUGACCUUGCAGAGCCUGGAGGAGAACGUGUGUGACGCACCCUCGCUCACCCGGGCCCGGCCUGUGGAACAAGGCUGCCUGAAACGCCCCGUCUCCCGGAAGCUGGGAAGGCAGGAGUCCAUGGAAGACGUGGACCGAGAGAAGCUGAAGGCCAAGGUGGUGGUGAAGAAAGCAGGCGGCUUCCCAGAGAAGCAAGAAUCCCACCAGAAAUCCCACGGACUUGGUAGUGAUUUGGAAAACCUCUCUACUUUUAGGCUAGAAGAGAGAGAGAAGAAAAUACAUCCAAAGGCUUUAGAAAGGUCAAAUCAUUUUGAAAACAAAGCAGCCAUGCCGGAGGCCCAGUCCCUGGGCAGUCUGCUGAAAGAUGCUCUUCACAAGCAGGCCAGCGUGCGUGCCAGUGAGGGCGUCACCUCAGACGGGGCAGCAGCUAGCUACAGCCUAGCACCCGGGGACCAUGGCCAGGGCACCUGUGACUUCAAGCGAGCCUCCGCUCCUGGCACCCUCCAAGACGGUCUCUGUCACUCCACUGAUAGGUCCACCUCUGGGAAGGGGGAAAACAUGGAGAAGGCCCCCCAGGCCAAGGAGUGUCUCCGAUGUGAGAAGUUAGACAGCAAGCUGGCCAAUAUUGAUUACCUCCGAAAGAAGAUGUCACUUGAAGACAAAGAUGACGGCCUCUGCACUGUGCUCAAGCCCAAGAUGACAUCUAGUGGCCAUGAAUGCCCGCCUGGGAACACAGUCCGGCCCAUGCAGCAGGAGGCCCCGCCAGCCUCCGAGAGCCGGGCAUUCAUCAGUGGCGCCCACGCAGCUCAGAUUAGUGCUGUCUCUUUUGUCCCUCUCAAGGCCUUAGCUGGCCGGGUGGACGGCGGAGCAGAGAAGCCAGGACUGGCUGCUCCUGAGUCGCCUGUCCGGAAAAGCCCCUCGGAGUACAAGCUGGAAGGUAGGUCUGUGUCAUGCCUGAAGCCAAUUGAGGGCACUUUGGACAUUGCUCUCCUCUCUGGACCUCAGGCCUCCAAGACAGAGCUGCUUUCCCCAGAGCCUGCGCAGAGCCCCAGCCCGGGCAGUGACAUAGGGCCCUCUGUGCCACCUGCUCUCCCCAGCAGUGGGGGCAAGAAAGGUGAAAUUUCGGGUCAGAGGGAGCCUUCCCCUGCCAGCUUUAAGAUGAAUAAAUCCUACCUGCUUGAGCCUCGGUUCCCACCACCCAGUCGGGGCCUCCAGAAUGCACCAGCAGCUUCCCUGCCCGACCCAGAGCUGAAGCGGGACAGAAGAGUCUCUCAUGCUGCCAGGGGCCCCGUGACGAUCGCGGAAAAUGAUCCGCAGCGGAGAGAGGGCGGCCUCAGCAAGCACCAAGACCACAGCCCCGACACUAUGCGCCUUCCCUUCCUGGGGCAGAACCUCCAUGUCGCCGACCCACCCAGGCUGCACAGCCCCCUCCCACCUGAAGGUGCCCCCUCGAGGGAGAAGCUGGGCCUGAGGGAGUCAUCUGAGAGGGGCCCUUCCACAGCCAGAAGCGAGCGGGCUGCUGCAAGGGCUGACGUCUGCAGAGACCCCUCUGUGGAGCUGCGUCCUCCGGAAGCUAAGACCAGUGACAAGUCCAAAAAUCUCCACUCUGCAGGAAGGGCCUGCCCAGAUCUCUACACACAGACCCAGGCCGUGGAGAAAGCAUGGGAGCCUUGUGGGAAAACGAUCCACAAAGAUGGCCGAGAUGAGGGGAGGUUCCUGGCCAGGGAGGACUCCUCUUUGUACUCAGUGGGGCCUCUUUGGGAGAGGGAGCUGGGCAAGGGAAGAAGUGGUGUGGAACCCAAGCCUGAAGCCUCUCCUGCCAGGCAGUCUCUGCAGCCUCCCGGGACUGGGAGUGGGAAGAGCGGAAAGCUCUCCGGUUUCCCGUCUUUGCAGAAAGAUGGUCCCAAGGAACCAGAAAGGAAAGAACAGCCUCUACAAAAGCAUCUUAGCAGUAGCUCUCAGCCCCCACCGAUUACCAAAGAACUGCCUAGCCUGGCCGCUCGGCAGCACUGCAGUGCACCAAGCCCCCCUUCAGGCAGAGAGCCGGGGAGCAAGCCUGGUGCUGCAGAACCCAGCCUGGGCCUCCAGGAGCCUCCCAAGCCUGCUGCUGUGCACAGUGAAAGCAGCAGCCACAAGCCCAGGCCUGGCCCGGACCUGGGCCCUCCAAAGUCUAAGCCCCCAGACAGGCCCCUCUCCUCUCAGAAGCCAAGCACUGGGCCUGUGGUGGGCAAAGAGCCUGGCACUCAGCCCCCCUGUGGCCCCAGCCGAGAGGGGAAGGGCAGCAGUAAGGGUAUGUUGGAUGCGUUACCCGCCCUCCCAGGCUCCCGGAGCACAGCCAGUGAUGCGAUUGGCCAGGGAGGAGGUGGGCCCUCAGUCCCGCUGCACACCGAAGGGGGUCCUCUAGACACUAAGCUGAAACCUGCCAGUGGUGGGCGUCCCCCGGAGAUGCUGGAGAAGCCCGUGCAUCUGCCACGGCAAGGACACCCAGUGGUUAGUGAGUCGGUAGACCAGAAACUUCCCACUGUCAGUGAAAAGCAAAACCUGUCUCCAAAGCACCCCAAACCAUCCACUGUGAAAGACUGCCCCACUUUGUGCAAACAGACAGACAAGAGCCCAAGUCCGCAGGCCACGCCCACAGACAGGAAGGCCGAGGGGAAGCGAUGCACAGAAGCACUUUAUGUUCCAGCGGACGGCCGGAAGCUGGAGGCCAGCCUUCCCCUGGCGCCCGGCGAGGCCAGGCUGAAAGGCGCCGAGAGGCCGGCCGCGGCGGGCAAGGGCCUGCCGGAGGCCAAGGGGAAGGGGCUCGGUCCCCAGAAGCCACCGACUGAGGCAGGCAAGCCCAGCGGCAUGAAGCGGUCGCCCUCAGCCACCGGGCAGAGUUCUUUCCGAUCUGCCGGCCUCCCGGAGAAGUCGCUGAGCUCCUCCUCCAGUUUUCCUGAAGCCAGACCCGGAGUUCAAGAGGCCUCUGCAGCCAGCGGUGACACCUCGUCUGCCGGGGCCAACGGGGCCACGGCUGAGCCCGAAGCCUCCAGCACCAGGGACCAUAGGAAGUCCCUGCCUGGGGGCGAUGGCAGAACCCACAUGACCAAGAGCGACUCUUUGCCAUCCUUUCGGAGCGCCACCAUCAGUCUGGAGUCGCACCACCCCAACACAAACGUGGCGGGGGGAGCCGGCCCCCAGGACAGGGCCCUCUUGGUAACUGCCACCGUAGGAGAAACCAAAGGGAAAGAGCCUGCCCCGGCCCAGCCUCCCCAGACUAGGAAACAGAAUGUGGGCAGGGAGGUAACCAAGCUGUCCCCAGCUCCAAACCCUGACCGCCCCGUCGCCUUUUCCUCCGAGAAGGACUCUGUGGUACGGCAGAGGCGGGGGAAGGAGAGCUUGCGGAGCAGCCCUCACAAAAAGGCCUCGUGAUGAGGCAGGGACCGUACGGGACAGGGGAGACCCCACCUGAAUGUGUCACCGAGUCUUGGCUACCAUGUGAAACCAGCACUGUGUGGGCGCGUCUGCCAGGCGGAGCCUGGAGCCUCACUGAGAAGGGGAGAGAGAGAGCGAUGGAAAGAAAGAGGGGACUUCCAAAUGCCUUCCCAAUUGUAACCGGUAAAACUGUUACCAGAUAGUGUUUGUACAAAA
Molecule: messenger RNA, 7960 nt
Organism: Ceratotherium simum simum (southern white rhinoceros)
Lineage: Eukaryota; Metazoa; Chordata; Mammalia; Perissodactyla; Rhinocerotidae
Gene: MAST4
Product: microtubule associated serine/threonine kinase family member 4
Biological process (GO): intracellular signal transduction; cytoskeleton organization; peptidyl-serine phosphorylation
Molecular function (GO): ATP binding; protein binding; magnesium ion binding
Source: RefSeq, a predicted model, not a curated record